Molecule: messenger RNA, 565 nt
Organism: Tarenaya hassleriana
Lineage: Eukaryota; Viridiplantae; Streptophyta; Magnoliopsida; Brassicales; Cleomaceae
Product: DNA-binding protein S1FA1
Exons: 2
Coding region: 95-325 (76 amino acids)
Biological process (GO): regulation of DNA-templated transcription
Cellular component (GO): nucleus
Molecular function (GO): DNA binding
Source: RefSeq, a predicted model, not a curated record
UUCGCAAUUAGAACUUCGAUUCCUCGAAUCUUCUCCUCCUCCUCUCAAUUCGUUCGUCGUCGGAGCUGAUCUCACCGAUUUUCGAUUUCAAAACAUGGACGGAGACGAUUUCUCCGGCAAGGCGAAUGCUGAAGCCAAAGGAUUCAACCCGGGGCUGAUCGUUCUGCUCGUUGUCGGAAGUCUGCUCUUGACGUUCCUAAUCGGAAACUACGCCCUCUACGUUUACGCGCAGAAGAACCUUCCGCCCAAGAAGAAGAAGCCCGUCUCCAAGAAGAAGCUGAAGCGAGAGAAGCUGAAGCAGGGAGUUCCCGUCCCCGGAGAGUAGAUCCGUUAGGUACGGAAAAAUUCAACCUUUUUACGGGGGUUUAUUCCCCUUUUUUCAUGUUCUUGUCAUGAGAAUGGUUCCAGUCUUUGUAAUGUUAUUAUGUAUUAACACAGACCCUUUUGGUUAGGUGUUUUUUUAAGACUUUAAAAUUUAUUGCCUCUGCUUUGUCAUCUCACUUUCUUGUUUGCAGCCUUAAGAAUCUUUCGCCCUGAUCCUUUGAAACCAUUAACGUUUUGUACA